CACACACGACAUUCCACCACUCUUGAUUGACCGCCCUGGAAUGGACAUUUGACCCUCAAAAUCUACAAAGCCCUUCUUACGCUGCCGCCCUCUCUGUCUGUAACCAUGGCCGACGUCGCAACCCCUUCCGCCGCCCCGGUGGUCGACGAGAAGAAGAAGUUCGAGAAGCCAGAGAAGCCGGACGAAGCAGCCUACAAGGCCGCUCUCAAGAAGGCUGAGAAGGAACAUGCGGAUUCGAUGGCAAAAUUUAAUGCCGUCAGGGCCAAGUUGGACAUUGCCCAGCCAAAAUCCAAAGACUCCCCAUCUGCCAAACGUCGCGCCGAACUCUUGAGCCAAUUGAAGGAAAUCCGCGAGCAGCAGGCUGGAGGAAAGGCAGGGCGCAACAAGAUCUUCGAGGAAAUCAAGAGACUCGAUGAGAAGCUGAAGAGCAAGAUCGCUGAGCAGAAGACUGCGCGCAGCCGGGUUGCAUUCAAGAACAUCGAGGAGGUGGACCGUGAGAUUGCCAGAUUGGACAAGCAGGUCAACAGCGGAAUGAUGAAGUUGGUUGAUGAGAGGAAGGCUCUUACCGAAAUCUCCAAUCUCCGGAAGCAACGAAAGGGCUUUGCAGGCUUUGAACUGGCCCAGAAAGAAAUCGAUGACCUGAAGGCUGAGCUCAAGGCAAAGCGGGACACUCUAGAUGACCCGGAAACCAAGGCCCUGAGCGACAAGUACAACAAGCUGCAGGCCGAGUUGGAUGCGAUCAAGGCCGAGCAAGAUGAUGCUUUCAAAAACAUCCAGUCCCUGCGCGACGAGAGAACCAGACUGCAGGCUGAGCAGCAAGAGAAGUAUCUUGCCAUAAAGAAGAUCAAGGACGACUACUACAACCAAAACCGAGCUGUGCAGAAAUACGAAUAUGAGGCCCGUCAAAGACUUCGUGAGCGCAGGAAGGCCGAGCAAGAGAGGUACGAAAAAGAGAAGAAGAAGGAACGUGCGCAAAAGAUGCUUGCUGAAGCCAGCGAUAAGGCAUACCUCGACGAAAUUCGCCGUGGUGAGAGCCUGCUCCGAUUCCUUGAUCCCACCUACCAGGCUGAAAAGACACCCCUGGUGGCCCCAUCGCAAUUCCAGGCCCAAGCUCAACGUACAGUGGAUGAUUCUGGUCUGAAGGGCGUAAAAGUAGUCCGAAAGGAGGACAAGGAGGAGGAUUACUUCAAAGGCAAUGGAGGCAAGAAGGGCAAGAAAGGACGGAACACCCCCCCUGCGUCUGGUAAAUACAGCUGCCCACCUUCAGUUGUGGAAGACUGCGCAUUCAUGGGCAUCGAUCCUCCCAUGAGUGCUGCCGAUAUCCCAGCUGUUAGGGAGAAGGUCAAGGCGAAGUUGGAUUUCUGGAAGUCUGAUCAAGACGCCCAGACCGAGCGCAACAUCGCCAAAGCCAAGAAGGAACUCGAGCGUCUCGAAGCUGAGGAAUCG
This is a messenger RNA of Amorphotheca resinae ATCC 22711, 1446 nucleotides long. RefSeq lists its product as hypothetical. Gene Ontology annotation, cellular component: endoplasmic reticulum; nuclear outer membrane-endoplasmic reticulum membrane network; ribonucleoprotein complex. The annotation marks the transcript as partial. The record is from RefSeq and is a predicted model, not a curated record. The transcript has 3 exons. Gene Ontology annotation, biological process: intracellular mRNA localization. Gene Ontology annotation, molecular function: mRNA binding. NCBI's taxonomy places the organism in Eukaryota, Fungi, Ascomycota, Leotiomycetes, Helotiales, Amorphothecaceae.